Oreochromis niloticus (Nile tilapia) is the source of this 3278-nucleotide messenger RNA. RefSeq names its product regulator of G-protein signaling 8. NCBI's taxonomy places the organism in Eukaryota, Metazoa, Chordata, Actinopteri, Cichliformes, Cichlidae. The transcript is spliced from 5 exons. The record is from RefSeq and is a predicted model, not a curated record. The coding region runs from base 236 to 760 and encodes 174 amino acids.
CACCUCACAAUUUCACACCAAUGAGCAUGCCGCAUGUAGCUCCCACUCACUGGCAUCAGAAACACUAGAUAUCUUCAGUGCUGAGCGGUACAGUUUCACACAAAUACACAACAGCAUUGGCUAGACGGAGGCUGCGUUCAGCCAAAAGGCACGUUGGGGAUAGGCAGUGAUAAAAAAAGAGGGGGAGAAAGAGUCCAGCUGCUCUCUCACACCGGACUCAAGCAAGAUUUGCACCAUGAAGACCAGACUAGGCUGCCUGUCCCACAAAUCUGACUCCUACAAUGACUUCUCAGAAUUCCUGCCUCCAGCCCACGAAACCACAGCCAGGUGUCUGAAGCUAUCAACCGAUGAAGUUGUUCGAUGGUCUGAGUCGUUCGAUAGCCUCCUCACUCACAAGUAUGGGCUGGCAGCUUUCCGGACAUUUCUUAAGUCAGAAUUCAGUGAUGAGAAUAUUGAGUUUUGGAUGGCCUGUGAAGACUACAAAAAAAUCAAGAGCUCAGCUAAGCUGGUGUCAAAAGCAAACAAGAUAUUUAAGGAGUUUGUUGAGGUUCAGGCACCAAGAGAGAUUAACAUUGACUACCGUACCAGGGAGAGGACUAAGCAGAGCCUGGCGGAUCCCACCCCAACCAGCCUCAAUGAAGUCCAAGGUAAAAUCUACAGCCUCAUGGAGAAAGACUCCUACCCACGGUUUCUCAGGUCCAAGAUGUACCAGGAUAUAGUCAACAGGGCACAAGCGCGAGGACAACGAAGGUCUGUUUGACAAACAGUGGCAAUAAAACUGGACCUCUACUGUAGAUCAUUUAUCCUUUGAAAUCUCUUAAUACUGUGAAUCUGCAAGGAUGGGGUGACCUGCUUGACUGUUUCCUUUAUCAACACCAGCUCCAUGCAUGCAAUCCCUCUAGAUAAAACGUGUCUCUGUGGACUGCAAUAUACAGUACAAUGAGUGUGGAUGAUUAUAAGCUAAUGGUUUGCUGAGCAAUCUGUCUGAAAUAUCAAAAUAAAAGUACAGUAUCAUGCAAUAAUGAUAGUUAUCACAAUAUUUGCUAUGUAUUGUUAGUUCUUUAGCUAUGUAAGUAAUUUAUUUUUAUAUCAGUCAUGCACUGUGUGAUUAUAGCCCAAAUAUUCAUGUUUGGGCUAUAAACUCAAAUAAAAGACUCAAAUAAAGACUGGUAAGUGGUAGUUUGAAUUGAUAUAUGCAUUUCUGUAGUAAAGAAACUUUACAGUCAAUAAAGAAAUCAAAUGAGUUGUAAUCAAAUAGUCCUGAAAGCAAAAUGUGUGAUAAACAGCCCUUUAUGGUAAUCACCAUGUCCUUAGACUUGAGAGACCAGACACCAAACUUCAUAUCACAGCAAGCGGUUGGAUUAUGAACAACAACAUAUCUGUGUGUGUGUGUGUGUGUGUGUGUGUGUGUGUGUGUAGGUGUGUGUGUGUGUGUGUGUGUGUGACUGAUUACUGUGGUUGUGCACUGUGAAUUUUCAACAUCCUAACAGUGAACAUUCUGCAACCUGAAUCUGAAGCUUUUUGGCCUUGCCAACACUAUUUUUUCUCACCAACUGCCUACUUCCCAAAUUUGACUUGUCCAGUCCAAGUAGUCAUGAUGUGACCACUUGGACUGAUCUGCAAAAAGCAGAGGCGGUGAAGAGGUGUGCAGAAUUCUAGCCAAACUAAAACUGAGUUAUUAUUCUUUUUAUUUUUAUAACUACAUUUUCUUUCUCUCCUUCUUUUUGUUGGUAGAGUCAGAAAUUUGUGAUCGCACCUUCUGUACCUCUGUGACUGCAGUUGGUCAGGAAUUUGUACAUUUUCAGAGCAAAAUAAAUAAUUAUUCUGGUUGUGGCCCGUUCACAUUCUUUUAUUGUGUCUUUUAGAUAUAUUGCAACCAGUAACUCUUCUUAAUCUGAAUGGUUAUUACACAUAGAAACCAGGUGUUGGUUUAAGCAACACAUUUUAAAUACUCCUUGGUUGAAAUAGAUAACGUUUUCCUGGAUAAUAAACACCACAGGUUUUAUAAAAGUCACUGGGUGGCCUACAUGUUAUAUGUUGUUUUCCAACUUAUGCAUCUACCCCAACCCUCUCUCUGUGGACUUUGCAGCCCUGCAUCACCCUUCUUAUUUGCUUUCAUUAUAUUACUCUGCCAAGUAGAGGGUGCUAUCACAAUAAAACAUGGGUCACAGCAAGCAGCACAAAUCUUGUGCAGGGUGUCUUUUUCAAUAGGAAGAGGGUGUCUCUGCUUUAUUUUCUCUCUUUUCAAAGAGUACACUGGAUUUACUUUGCAAUGAAUAUUUCUGAUAUAUUUUAUCACUGAGGCAACUAUAUUGUGGUAAUUAUCAUUAUUGCUUUAUUGCUCAGCCCUGCCACUACUUGUCUUACCUUCUCUGUGAAAUAGACAGUUGUAUGCAGGUAAUUAUACCUGUUGUGGUAGUUUGUGUGUUUAAAAUGAACAACUAAGUGAGUGACCACUUAAUAGCUGAAACUGUGCCAAAAUAAUCAAUUGCACUUUGAUGUUGUUAUUGCAUAAUACUGUGUAUCUAUACUGCAGGUAAUCUGUCAGCUCAUUUCACUCAGUUCAACAGGCAGACGUUAGCUUUCACUUCUUUUCUAAAUGAUGAAAAUGGUUUAGGCAGUCAAAGAUUCCUGGAUGAAAUUCUCUUCAUUAUUUCUGAUGAUUUGGUGGGUUUAACAUAUGUCACUGAACUGUCAUGAGUUUUUUAUGGAUUAUCGACUACCAAAAAAGUUUCCAAGCAGAGUUAAAGAGUAAUUUAAAUCCUAUUCUAAAAUGGAUUGAUACCUGAUUAACCAAAACAUGCAGCAUAAACAGCAGACGCUCCAUCAAGGUUAAAAUUAAAUACAGCGUUCUGCUGACACUCUUCCACUGAAUUCCAUCCAAUCUUUUCUGAAAAUAGUUUUCUGCAUGAUGCAAUACUCAGAUUUACUGUUUAUAUAUUCUUAAACAUGUACAGUAUGUUAAACAAAUACUGCAGAUAACUUUAUUUAUAAUAUGUCAGUGUGCUCCUUCAGCAUUUGAUGUGUUUCUGCAUUAGAUAUGCUCCUUAACUUACCAAUCCUUUAAAUGAAUUAAAUGCAAAACUCUCCUGAGCACUUAAAGAGUGGUAAAUAUUUUCUUUAGUGCAUGUGUACCACAUAGGCCAGCCUGUUUGAAAUGCCAGAAAAUGGAUAAAGAUUUUUAAAAAAGCAUACUGCCAUAUAUGGUAUGUUACUGUGCUCCACAUGAAUGUAAUCUCCCUCUUCUUCUCUUUGCAUUAAAAAAAUUAAUCUGCAUU